Stylonychia lemnae is the source of this 2604-nucleotide messenger RNA. The record is from the annotation of a GenBank genome assembly. NCBI's taxonomy places the organism in Eukaryota, Ciliophora, Spirotrichea, Sporadotrichida, Oxytrichidae.
AUGGAAACCUAAUUAUUAUAAACUGAGCUUUGUUGCCAACUUUUUGCUAAAGUUGACGAUAAAAGAUACUUAAUACCACUUAAGAAUCAAAUUGUCAAUGCGAGAGUUAUGAACUCUAUAGCUACGAUUGAGAUAAUUUAAACAUGCUUCAACGAUAGUUCAGAUCCAUUAGAAGUCUUUCUAAAUGUACCAGUUGAAGAGGAUUAUGGAAUUGGAAAACUGAUUGUUUAAAUAGAUGAAAAUAUCAUAGAGGGUAAGAUUCUUGAAAAGAAAAAAGCUAAGGAAAGAUAUGAUGAUGCUAUUGCUGCUGGUCACACUGCUGCUCUUGCCUAAGAAGAGGAAGAAAAAGAAGAAAUCAAAUUGAUAAUAGGAAAUUUACUGCCAGGAUAAAAAGUAUAGGUUCACCUCUAACUCCUAAAUACUUUGAAAAUGGAAGCAGGUGCUUAUUGCUUAAGAGUUCCGAUUCAUUAUUUCCCAGCAUUUAUUUCACAAUCAUACGAGUACACCUACCAGUUUAACCUUGAUAUCUAGUCUAUAAGUCCAAUCACGUAUCUUAGUUACCCAAGUCAAUCGAAAAUUGACUCAACUUAUUCUGAUGAAAAGCUUCAUCGAGUUCAAAUUAGCAAAGAAGGCCAGAGUAUAUUAAAUCUUGAAGAUGAAUUGGUUUAUUACUUUAGAACCAAUGACAUGGAACAGACUGUCUUAUAUUCUUAGGAAUUAGACAGUCAUCCGGAUGAAAUUGCACUGAUGCUUUCAUUUGUUCCUAGCUUUAUUGAAAAAACUGCAACUGAUACUAAUUCUAAUGCCUAGCUCCAAGUUGUUGAGGAUGAAAUGCCAGAUCCUUAAUCUGUUCAAAGUAUCAGUAUAGGAGCCUGCAUGUAUAUUUUCAUAGUAGAUCAAAGUGGAUCAAUGAGUGGGGAUAAAAAUACAAUCACUUGCCAGGCUUUGAUUUUAUUUCUCAAAUCAUUGCCACCUGGAUCUUAAUUUGAGAUUAUCCCAUUUGGAUCUGAUUUCAGAACUUUAUCAGGCAAUCCAGAAGGAUUCUAAUACAAUGAUUAAACCUUGAAUCAAGUUAUCAAUCAAGUAAACAGAUUUUAAGCUGAAAUGGGUGGAACUUCUCUGUAUGAGCCUCUACACCACGCAAUAAAUAAUAUCAAGACUACUUUAAACAAGAGAAUUUUUAUGUUGACAGAUGGAGAAGUACAUAAUAGGUAAGCAGUAUUAGAUUUAGCUGCCUCUUGUCCAUUUGAUGUCAGAAUCCAUACAAUAGGAGUAGGACUUGAUUGUGAUGUUAAACUUGUGAGAAAAUGUGCAAUCCUUGGAAGAGGAUCCUUUAGCAUGGCUGCCUAAAACAAAGAUCUUAAAAGUAUGGUAAUUACUGCUUUAACUCGAGCCAAGGAUCCUACUUACAGUAAUUGCAAAUUUAACUUUAAUCACACUCCAAUCGUUGAAACUAAUACUCUAAAAUAUAAAUUAAGAUCUAAGAAUUCCUAUGAAUUGUAUUCAAACGAAGUUUUCAUGCUAUGUAUUUUAAUUCCUAAGAAAUUCUUUCAAAGUUUUACACUAAAACUAACUAGUGAUGUUCAUCCAAUCUAAAACAAAGUCUUAAAUUAAGAGUGGGACUAGAAACAUUUCUCUCCAAUAGAAAAAGGAGAUGAGCUCUUUAAGAUAGCAGCAAGAAUGAAAAUUAAUCAGAUAAGCUAAGAUAUAUUAAGUUCAAAAAGUAACUACUUUUAGUCUAUCAAAGAGAAGUAAAUUGAGGAAUUAUCAUUAAAGUACUAAGUAUUGAGCAAAAUGACUUCUUUCUUAGCAGUAAGCAAAAAUGAUGAUUAACCUCUUGGAGAACUUAAGGCAACCAUUUUGAACAAAAUUGAGAAAUUACCAAAUCAAGAUUUAGAUCGAUUUCACUAUGAUAUAAGUUUUACUUGCUGUGCAAUUAAUCAAGAUGAGGGAGCUGAAUGUGAUGAUGAUUCUUGGUAGCAAUUCUCAUAUGACCCUCCAGACAUAGACUGUAAAUUAGAAAUGAAUUAAAAUUAUUACGAAGUCGAGUAAGAAUAUUGUAAUAAAUACGAAGCUAAGAAUGAACUAGAUAAAGCUGAAGCUGUCUGCCUCGGCAAAGCAGUAUUGGAGUGUGAUAAUGAAAUUAUAGGAGCUAUGAGUAAUGAAAAACAUGAGGAAAGUAAGCAAUAUCUAUAAUAGGAGGAUAAAAUUUAGAGUCCUAGACAUAUUUUGAUAGCAGACACUAGUUAUAAUAUAAUUACUAAGUAAGAUUUACCAAACCGAUCCAUCACCUUAGAUGAAUUGAUAAUUGAUUAAUCGAGCAGUGGAUAUUGGAGAAGUAUUGAUUUGAUUUAGAGUUUCAUUAAGGAAGAUAUCAAAUCUGAUUAAGUGUUCAUUCAAGAAAUAAUGGAUGCUAUUUCUGAUAAGAGUGCUUUUGAAUAAAUUCUUUUGACAUUGGUUGCAUUGAUGAUACUAGCCAAGAAAUUUGGUAAAAAGAAGUCAGAAUGGUAGUUGAUUGCUCAAAAGGCAAGAGAUUUCGUCAAAGCACAAGGUAUUUAAAAGCCAGAUAAUCUUGUGAAGAAAAUAAGUUAUUCCAUACUUUGA